CCACCUGUACCAUCAAGAUCAAGAUCAAGUAUAGACGCCACAACAGUUCCCCCGUGUUUACUCUUACCACACUGCCUAUAAAUCUUGUUUUUUCGCAAAUUUCCCAAGUAAUUCACCACCCCGGAGGCCGCCCCCAGUAAACCUGUUCCCUGCAUCCAUGCUGUGGACCUCUGGGUAUGGACGCUGUGGGCAGCUUGGUCACGGCACGACAGAUAACUGCCCCAUUCCUUGCACUGUGCUUGACCUGUGUGGCUCAAAGGUCGGCCAGGUCGCCUGCGGGAGAGGUCAUACCCUGGUCUACAUCCCCUCGCAGAGCCACGUGUAUGCAUUUGGCCAGGGGUUCUCAGGGCAGCUGGGCACCAAGACUCCACACAGCAGGGAAUUACCUCAAGUGGUAGUGUGCCCAUGGCUGUCCCCAGGGGGUGCCAGCCUGCUAGACUACGCAGAGGAGGACAGCCCCAGUGUGUGUUUGAGGCAGAGAGACCGGCGUGCCCUUGUGUCUUCCCUGCGGCUGUUGUCCCUGGUCCACGGUCUGAACUUCCAAGCCGGCUGCUGAGUGGGGUGGUUGAACUACGACGACUUUUACAUCCCAGAAAUUGCAGAGAAAAUUGAUAUUAGGAAUGAUUACUUGAACUGGAUGAACAGCAGGCUUCACCCAAUGUCCAGGAGGGAGAGUCCAAUCCUGUUCUGUGAGUAUCCAUUCUUGUUCGACCCUCAGGCCAAGACGCUGCUGCUCAGGUGUGACGCCACUCGGCAGGUGAGAAUGAGGGCGAAUGUUUCCCAGACCACCCGGUCAUACGCACGUUCUGGGAAGUAUUUCACGAACUCCCUGGAGCAGAAGAAGUUGUUUUUGAAGUUCCUUACGGGCACUGACAGGGUUCCUAUUCUGGGCAUGAAGGUAGGUGAGAGAGAGAGAGAGAGAGAGAGAGAGAGCGGAGGAGUGACUGUGUGUGUGUGUGUGUGUGUGUGUGUGUGUGUGUGUGAGAGAGAGACGGGACUGUGAGAAUUUAUCAUUAAUCUUGCAUGUUGUGUCAAUUUCUAGGCUUCUGUG
Messenger RNA from Scylla paramamosain (green mud crab), 1051 nucleotides. Its product is annotated as probable E3 ubiquitin-protein ligase HERC4. The transcript is spliced from 6 exons. Bases 158 to 556 code for a protein of 132 amino acids. The record is from RefSeq and is a predicted model, not a curated record. Lineage: Eukaryota; Metazoa; Arthropoda; Malacostraca; Decapoda; Portunidae.